AUGAGUUCUAAAUUGUCAAAAGGGGCUUCUAAUAGGCUUCUUAAUUUAUUAUAUACCACUACUUCUACAGAAGUUGCGACGAAGGUGCCGAUAGUAAGCAAAUAUUUGUACCAACUGGAUGAGACUUCGGGUAAUGACAAGGCUAAGAGAUCCAUAUUAGACGGAUUGAUGGAAAAUGAGUGGAAACAGAAACCUUUGGAAACUGCAGUUGAAGACUUGCCCAAAACGAAUGCACUUCGGAAGAAAUCCAAUAUUUUGAAAUUUAAGUGCCAGAAUUCUUUUAUCAGUUACAAUGAUUUCUACAACAUAUAUCCUAUCAAUAGGGAACGGAAAUACUAUUUAUCUGAUGAGAUCAGGAAGGGAAUACGGUUCAAGGUUGUCAAGUCUCGGAAUCCAAUAAAUCUUUUGCCCACUGGUGCUUAUUACCUUAUAUUUCCUAACUAUAAGCAUGCGUGUGUCUAUUGGAUGGAGACAGUGGGCAAGCAAAUUAAUGGGUUCGACUUGAACCUAGAGUUUGUGGGGGCCACAGCAAACGAAUUGAAGUACAUGUCAUCACCUUUAUUGGACGGUUCUAUAAAUGACCUGUUGAAGAAUCAUAAGUUACGAAUAGAGAAAACGGUGGGGAGCACUCCAAUACAGAAUAUUUUUCAAUAUUCGACGAAUAAGUCGUCUAUAAUAAAGCAAAUUAUGCAUUUGGAGAAGCAGGAGAUUGAAAAUUAUCAAACUAUUGAUGUGGAUCCUUUAUAUGCUCCAAUAGUCGACUUAAUCGAUACCAAUACUCGUAUUGCACUGGUUUUAGUUCGAAAUCUACCAUUUGGGUUAUCCAAACAUGCAUUACCCAAAUUAUUAUGGGAUUACGAGCUAGCUCCAUUAGCAAAAUUUUCAAAUUGUUUUACUACAAUUAUAAACGAUCCAGUAAACCAAGUGCACUUAAAUCUAAUUAGAUUCGCUAAUAGGGAGAAUGCUCAAAGGUUUGUUCGUAAUUUCCAUGGUAAAAAGUGGGAAAGUGUUCAAUCUGAAAAAGAGAAAAAAAUUUACGAACCUAUACUAUGUGAAAUUGUUGAUUAA
Messenger RNA from Debaryomyces fabryi, 1068 nucleotides. RefSeq lists its product as uncharacterized. The coding region runs from base 1 to 1068 and encodes 355 amino acids. The transcript has a single exon. The record is from RefSeq and is a predicted model, not a curated record. Lineage: Eukaryota; Fungi; Ascomycota; Pichiomycetes; Serinales; Debaryomycetaceae.